CCGAUUGGCUAAACGAUAUGGUUCGGAUUUAGCACUAUUCCCACUCUACCACGAGAUUGACCGCAUCGUCGCGUCGCGAUGCCUUAACUCCUAGUUUUCUUACACCCAAGCCACGCGGGUUUCGAUAUGACGUCUAGGUGGAGUUCCACCACAACACCUUGUCCCGGAGAGAUGAGUAUUCGCCAAGCCGACUCGGACGUCAAGAUGUCGCGGACAAACUCAUCACUCGGGACCACAACAAUUCCAGAGUAUAAAGCAAGGAGCGGUGCACCCACCUUGAACAUCAUCACUAAACAUACAGUCUCGCCAUAUAUACGCUUUCCAUUACCACGUCAAGUCAUACCAGCCGACCUUUCUGUACCCCAUCUUCAUAAUGUCUCCUCCCCAGAACCUCCUCAACCUACCUACUCCCUAUGCCGAAGUCCACGAGCUGGAGAACCUGCAAGGCGCCGGCGACGCGCGUCCUACAGCUCUCCAGAUCCUCAAGGACCAAGACCUCGUCGGCAAGCUGGGCGGGAAAGUCGCCCUUGUUACGGGUGUUUCUUCCGGCCUGGGUAUCGAGACUGCGCGCGCGCUCAAGGCAGCUGGCAUGCACGUCUUUGGCGCCGUCCGGAAUCUCGAGAAAGCCCGCACAGCCCUGAAGGAUGACCUUGAGCCUGGAAAACUCGACCUCAUCCACCUGGACAACAACUCGCUCUCCAGCGUGCGCGCCGGCGCCGCAGACUUCCUCUCCAAGAGCUCGACACUCAACAUCCUCGUCAACAACGCCGGCGUCAUGCAGACCCCCGAAGGCCGCACCGAAGAUGGAUUCGAAACGCAGUUCGGCGUCAACCACCUCGCGCAUUUCCUCCUCUUCCAGCUGCUCAAGCCCAUGCUCCUCGCCUCUGCAACCCCCACCUUCGCCAGUCGCGUCGUCAACGUCGCCUCCUCGGGCCACCACGACGGGCCCCGCAUCUUCUUCGACAACAUCAAUCUCGAGGGCAUUUACGACCCGCGCCUGGCGUACGGGCAGUCCAAGCUCGCCAACAUCCAGAUGGCGACCGAGCUCGAGCGUCGCUAUGGGUCGCAGCACCUCCACGCAUUCAGCGUCAUGCCAGGCGGUAUUGCCACCGGCUUAGGCAAGUUUCUGCCGCAGGAGCUCAUCCAGAGCUGGCUUGCGGACGAGGAGUUUAUGCGUGCGUGGAAGAGCCCCGAGCAGGGCGCUGCAACGCAGGUCUGGGCUGCGGUAGGGAAGGAGCUCGAGGGCAAGGGCGGCGCGUAUCUCGAGGACUGCCAUGUAGCCGGGCCGGCGGUGGAGGGGAAUCCGCAUUUCGGGUACACUCGGGCGGCGUAUGAUGAGGCGAGUGAGAAGAGGCUGUGGGAGGUGAGCUGUGAGAUGGUGGGUUUUAAGGAGGGCUAGGUCAGCACUCUGUAGAGACAUCCUGAGAUGCGCAUAGAGAUAGAAGGCUGAGAGGUUUUUUUUUUGUUCCCGAUGAUUCUGUCUCAUAAUUUCCACCUCUACCUAGGCAAAUAGACCACUAAUUACUACAUCUAUCCAUCAGAGUCGUGUCUGCAAUCCUGGUGACAUCAUCAGACGUUCUCUAAGAUGGCAUACAUUCCGACCACCUCAAAGCUGCUACAACACCGACGAAACAAUUAUACUCACCAACGGCUGAGUAUGAUCGCAGUGCAACAUUCGACGAGAACUACGCCGUCUAGCUGUUCAACAGGGCUGUACUUGCCUUACGUGGCACUAGCGGGGAUGGUGGGUGGCGGAGGCGGGGGGAA
Paraphaeosphaeria sporulosa is the source of this 1767-nucleotide messenger RNA. Its product is annotated as NAD(P)-binding protein. The record is from RefSeq and is a predicted model, not a curated record. Bases 374 to 1399 code for a protein of 341 amino acids. The transcript has a single exon. Lineage: Eukaryota; Fungi; Ascomycota; Dothideomycetes; Pleosporales; Didymosphaeriaceae.